Messenger RNA from Penicillium mononematosum, 255 nucleotides. RefSeq lists its product as uncharacterized. The coding region runs from base 1 to 255 and encodes 84 amino acids. The transcript is spliced from 2 exons. The record is from RefSeq and is a predicted model, not a curated record. NCBI's taxonomy places the organism in Eukaryota, Fungi, Ascomycota, Eurotiomycetes, Eurotiales, Aspergillaceae.
AUGGAUAUGGAUAAUACCAAUCGUCCUGCUAUCAACAUAUGGAUGUUCUUCGCCCUGGCUGCGCUGGACCUCGCAGCAAACGCCGCCGCCGGUCCAGCUGCAGUGGCAACUGCCGCACAUGUCAACGGGAGUCCAAUGACAGCGAGAGCAAUGCAAAUCGGUGCGCUCGCUGGAGUCACUAAAUCAGGGGUGUUAAUAUUCGUUGAAUUCGCGGCGUACGCCGGUUUGCCAACAGCAGGGCGUGGAUACUGUUAG